GUCCCCGUACAAAACACAUGGAUUGUUUACAGUUACAUCACGACCCAAAACACAGGAGCUUCUGGCCUUCUGCUACUGCUACCCUCUCAGCCAGCGUUGGCCGAAAUGGGACUCAGUUAGUGAAAAUGGCUCGUCAUAGUAAGAUUCAGCUGGAAGUGCUUCGCCUAUACAAGCAGUGUCUCCGAGCAGCUGAAAAGAAACCUGGGUUCUAUAAUAAUGUUCAGUAUGAGUUUAGAAAAAAUGCCACCAUUCCAAAGACUGAAAUCCUGCGUGUGGAGCACCUGCUGAGACAGGGAUGGCGCAAGCUUAAGAUGAUGCAGGACCCUUUUGUCAGUAGCAUGGGCCGCUUCCAGAAGUGAACAAUGUGAAUCUUUGAUG
Portunus trituberculatus (swimming crab) is the source of this 378-nucleotide messenger RNA. RefSeq names its product succinate dehydrogenase assembly factor 1, mitochondrial-like. Gene Ontology annotation, cellular component: mitochondrion. Lineage: Eukaryota; Metazoa; Arthropoda; Malacostraca; Decapoda; Portunidae. The record is from RefSeq and is a predicted model, not a curated record. Gene Ontology annotation, biological process: mitochondrial respiratory chain complex II assembly. The coding region runs from base 18 to 359 and encodes 113 amino acids. The transcript has 2 exons.